AUGCAAUUUAGAGGCACUGCCAACGGAGCAUCCCCCAGCUUCGAUAAGAAUAGCCAAGCAUCCGAGAGCUGUGGACUUUGCUAUGGGCCAACAUGUCUAUCUCGUCCCAAUCAGUAUACUGAUUUGCAGCUUGAGAACCCAAAGUCUUGCCCUGUAGGGCCGGAACUAUACGAGCGCUCCUGUGCCCCAGGAAAAGACGAUCAGACAGAGUUCGACGAGUUCCGAAAACCGUGUCAAGGUCGAAAACCCAGGUUGAGUCGGCGCGCCCUCGAUGUUUCUCGUCUUACUCAUACGCCAUUGGAGAAGAGCUCCGGGAAAUCUGACAUUUUAGAAAACGGGAGCGCAAGAAGAGGAAAAAACAGUCCCGAUUUAAACAGUCAGGGUGCAUGA
This is a messenger RNA of Akanthomyces muscarius, 390 nucleotides long. RefSeq lists its product as uncharacterized. The transcript has 4 exons. The coding region runs from base 1 to 390 and encodes 129 amino acids. NCBI's taxonomy places the organism in Eukaryota, Fungi, Ascomycota, Sordariomycetes, Hypocreales, Cordycipitaceae. The record is from RefSeq and is a predicted model, not a curated record.